AUGGACUGGGAAGUGCUUCCCUCUGCUGACACUGAAGAGAUGUCUGUGGAAACAGGCUUGCUAAAGAACACUAGUGGCCUUGUGGGGUUGGAGGUAUAUGAGAGUCUGCACAGGAAGCUAAGAAUAUUGUAUACAAAAAUUCUUGAUAUUCUUGAGCAAAACCCUAAAAAUGCAGCUUAUAGAAAGUACACAGAACAGAUUACAAAUGAGAAGCUGGAUAUGGUUAAAGCAAAACCAGAUGUUAAAAAAUUAGAAGACCAACUUCAGGGUGGUCAAAUAGAAGAGGUGAUUCUUCAGGCUGAAAAUGAACUAAGUCUGGUAAGAAAAGUAAUACAAUUGAAACCAUGGGAGCCUUCAGUGGAAGAGCCUCCUGUCAACGCAUGGAAAUGGCCAAUAUAA
Molecule: messenger RNA, 399 nt
Organism: Phyllostomus hastatus (greater spear-nosed bat)
Lineage: Eukaryota; Metazoa; Chordata; Mammalia; Chiroptera; Phyllostomidae
Product: NADH dehydrogenase [ubiquinone] 1 alpha subcomplex subunit 5-like
Exons: 2
Coding region: 1-399 (132 amino acids)
Biological process (GO): respiratory electron transport chain
Source: RefSeq, a predicted model, not a curated record